Messenger RNA from Oncorhynchus keta (chum salmon), 7749 nucleotides. RefSeq names its product semaphorin-3F-like. The record is from RefSeq and is a predicted model, not a curated record. NCBI's taxonomy places the organism in Eukaryota, Metazoa, Chordata, Actinopteri, Salmoniformes, Salmonidae. Gene Ontology annotation, molecular function: chemorepellent activity; semaphorin receptor binding. The transcript is spliced from 17 exons. Bases 488 to 2830 code for a protein of 780 amino acids. Gene Ontology annotation, biological process: semaphorin-plexin signaling pathway; axon guidance; negative chemotaxis.
AUGGGACAAGCGGCUUGAACACUAGAGCUCAGAUAGCGGUGGAGGAAGAACAAACGCAUAGAGCCUAACACCUGCCAGACUAUUUUGCUAUUUUAAGUGUUAAUAUAUCCUGGAUUUGUCUAUGCCUGGAUUUGUCAUUCCGGAGUUUUCAGGGGACGAUGACUUAAAUGAAAACGUGAGAGAUUUCUAAAGCAUCACGUAGUUUCCAUGCAUGUAAUUUGAGGAAAAGUGCUCUCUGCAUGAAGCAAACUUUUUGACAACUUGCGAAACCUUACCAAGCAGUGGGUCUACGUGAAGCAGUAUUACACGUUUACAUUGCCUACGGCUAUACACAUUUUCUACUAUUAGUUUGGAGGCAGAUUUCAAACGUUAUCAUUUUCGGAAGGCUAAACAACGCCACAGAAUGUGACAUCUACUGUCUCGCGACGACGCCGACUGAGCAUACCUGCACUGCAAGACUCCAAAGGUUAACUCUGCCUUCAUUGCUAUGGAGACCACCCAAGCCCUCCUCUUCUUUCUCCUGAGUUUAUGUGUCUACAGUUGCCAUGCCGAUGCUCGGACUGCUCCCAGAGUGCAUUUGUCUUACAAAGAGCUGUUGGAGACGCGGACGGCACGGCCCUUCUCCUUCUCCUUCAACACCAGUGACUACCGUAUCCUGCACAUGGACCAGGACCAGGGCCGUCUUUACCUGGGCAGCCGAGAGUACCUGGUGGCCCUGGACAUGCACAACAUCAACAAGGAGCCCCUCAUAAUUCACUGGCCGGCCACUACCCAGAGGAAAGGAGAGUGUAGAAUGACUGGAAAGGGUGGGCAGGGGGAGUGUGCAAACUUUGUGCGUCUGAUUGAACCCUGGAAUCGCACACACCUAUACACCUGUGGCACAGGGGCCUAUAAGCCUAUCUGCACCUUCAUCAACAGAGGAUGGAGAGCAGAGGUACGGACACACACAUGCACACAGACACACACACAAACAUUCCUACCUCCAUAUAUUGUCCUCUCUGUGCAGGAGUACCUGUUUAGGCUGGUCCCUGGCUAUGGGGACUCAGGGAAAGGGAAAUGCUCAUAUGACCCUCGACAGGAGAACGCUGCGGCCCUUAUCAAUGGGAAUCUGUAUGCAGGGGUCCACGUUGACUUCAUGGGCACGGAUCCGGCCAUCUUUAGAACCCUGGGGGACAGACCUGCUGUCAGGACGGAGCAAUAUGACUCCCGCUGGCUGAAUGAGCCAGUGUUUGUUAAGAUCCAGCAGAUUCCUGACAGCUCCGAGAGGAAUGAUGAUAAACUCUACUUCUUCUUCCGGGAGAAGAGUCUGGAUGGUGCCGGGGGGGCCAGCCCCAGUGUCCUGGCCAGGGUGGGCAGAGUAUGCCUGAAUGAUGAUGGGGGUCAGAGGUCACUGGUCAACAAGUGGACGACCUUCCUGAAAGCUCGGCUGGUGUGCUCAGUGAUAGGGAGCGAUGGUGUGGAGACCUAUUUCGACGAGCUGAAGGAUGUCUUCAUUCAGCCAACACAAGACCUUCGCAAUCCUGUCGUGUACGCCGUCUUUUCCACUGCGGGUUCUGUGUUUAAGGGCUCAGCCGUGUGUGUGUACUCUAUGUCCGACAUCCGCAAUGUCUUCAAUGGCCCUUUCUCACACAAGCACGGACACAACUACCAGUGGACCCCCUACACUGGAAAGAUCCCCUACCCUCGCCCUGGAACAUGUCCAGGAGGAACGUUCACCCCAGGCCUCCGCUCCACCAAGGAGUUUUCGGAUGAGGCGGUGAAUUUUGUGAGGGCGCACCCCCUCAUGUACCACUCUGUCUACCCCAUACACAAGAGGCCUCUGGUGGUGCGAACGGGGGUGGACUACCGCUUCACCUCCAUCGUGGUGGACCUGGUGGAUGCUGUGGACGGGAGGUAUGAGGUGCUCUUCCUGGGCACUGAUCGUGGGACAGUCCAAAAGGUGAUAGUACUUCCUAAAGACACUAGCACAACGGAAGAACUCACGUUAGAGGAGGUGGAGGUGUUCAGGAAUCCAGCUCCUAUUAAGACUAUGAAGCUAUCAUCAAAAAGGCAACAGCUGUAUGUGUCGUCAGAGAUGGGGCUUACCCAGGUGUCCCUGCACAGGUGUGGCGUCUAUGGGAAGGCCUGUUCAGACUGCUGCCUGGCCAGAGACCCUUACUGUGCCUGGGAUGGGGAGACCUGCUCUGCCUUUAGCCCCUCCACCAAGAGGCGGAGCAGAAGACAGGAUAUUAAGCAUGGAGACCCCUUGCGGCAGUGCAGAGGGUUCAAUGCAAAAGUUGAGAAGCGUCUCAGUGAAACAGUGCAGUUUGGGGUGGAGGGGAGUAGCACUUUCCUGGAGUGCCAACCCAGAUCUCCACAAGCGACAGUCAAAUGGCUCUACCAGAAACCAGACGGCAGGAGGAAAGUGCUGAGCCGAGACAGAGAGGUGCUGAAGACUGGUCACGGCAUCCUGCUUAAGUCUUUGAGCCAUGCCGACGGGGGGCUGUACAACUGCCUGGCCACCGAGAACAACUUCAAGCACACGGUGGCCCGCGUGGCCCUCCGCAUCCUGGACCGGGAGAUUGUGGAGGCCCUCACCUCCCCGGACGGCCCCCCGGAGGACCAGAACCCCCAUCACCACCGACACCCCCACCACCACCCUCCGCCUCCACCACCCCCUCCUCACAACCUGCCCCCGCAGUUCUCCUCCCAGCCGGAGAUCCGCCUCAUCAACCAGUACUGUCAGUCCUACUGGCAGCAGCUCAACCUCAACCUGCCCACCAAACGCACUAGCAGGAGGCACACUGAGAGCCAGCCAGAGCCAGCCCCGGGGGCCCCUAGCCAGUCCUAAACCCCAUCUCCCUCCCUCUACUCCACUGGUACCUGGGCCAAGCCCUGUAGGGCCACUGUGGCCCUGCACAAUGGUAACGGGCAGACUCACUCAUGUUGUUGUGAUUUUGUUGUUGUUGUUGUUGUUGUUGUUGUUUAUCUCACUCCCAUUUAGGGUUAGUCUCCAUGAGCCCAAUUCUAACUUUAGAUCUGUGCACAUAGCUCUGUGGUUUCUUGCAAAAUUGGUGUUACACACACGGAGUGUUUGGUCAUAUGAAUCUUUAGAUUAAUCUGCAAAUGAACUACCCUAUUCCGUCCAAGCUAGUAACCUGGUUAGUAACUAGUAACUAGUUAGAGCCUUGAAUGCUGAUUGGCUGACAUCCGUGGUAUAUCAGACCGUAUACCACAGGUAUGACAAAACAUUUAUUUUUUCUGCUGUAAUUAUGUUGGUAACCAGUUUAUAAUAGCAAUAAGGCACCUCGGGGGUUUGUCGUACAUGGCCAAUAUACCAAGGCUAAGGGCUGAAUCCAGGCCCUCUGCGAUGCUUAGUGCCUAAGAACAGCCCUUAGCCGUGGUAUAUUGGCCAUAUACCACACCCCCCCAUGCCUUAUUGUUUAAGAAUGUCACAUUGUAUUGUAUCACUCAGUGUAAGAAAUUUUAGAAACUGCAGAGGAUUUUGUUAGUGUACACAAUAGUUGCCUAGCCACCACCAUGGCAGUUAGGUGAUAUAGAGACACUGUAUCAUAUGAAUCAUUGUAAAAUGUGUCACAUGUUGUAUGGCUGCCUCAACCUCACUUUUUACAAUCCAUUUGUUCCACUGAAUCUAGUUGAUGAAACAUGGGCAAUUUAAUAGUAUUACGUAUAUUAUGUUUCCAUUCUAAAUAUUGUUACAAUAGAAUCCUGUCAAUGUCAAGUCAGAAAGAAUAAGGCUCAGUUUUGGGUCGUUCUUGAAUUGCGGUGGCAUCUGGCCUUGGCAUUUUGGCAGAAAUAGUUUUUUAAUGUUUAAAAAUUGAUUCUAUUCUAAAUCAACUAAUGUGGAAGUUUAAUGACUAAUUAUUUGUACCAUUAUGAUUACAUUGUGCCACCAGUAGGAGUAGUGACAGCAAUGACUGUCACCCCAAUGACUGUCACCCCAAUGACACAUUUAAGGUAAUAGAGGAUUUUCUUAAAUGGAGGCCACAAAUGUUCAAAUCUAUGGUCACAAUGUCAUUUCCCAUCUUUUAAAUUGAGUAACACCAAUGACACUUUCCAUUUACACAUACUAAAUUAUCAAUGGAAUCCUCAAAUUUGUGACAUACUAAAAGGGUGUGAUUAGCUAAUAACUUUCUUUAAUAUAGACCCCUCCCCAAUAACAAUUUGCCGCUCGAGGGAUUGCUAAAUGUCCUUCUAUAGCACCAAUGACAUAAAACUUAGGGUCACAUAAUAUUUGUAAAAGAAUAAAAACAAUAAUUGGUUCUAUUGUUCUUUGCUAGGGAUGGGCAACGGCGGCUCACUUUUGUAGGCCCGUGGACCCCCCCCCCCAACUUCAUGUUGAGAGUUAGAAUAGUAGAAUACACAAGGUGCAAUUUACAAAUUUGGUUGUGCAUCAGCAGUUUUUCUCUUAUUAUGUCAGUCACAGACAGUCACUCAAUUAGCUUAUGUUUAGGUUGGCAGGUAGCCUAGUGGUUAAGAGUGUUAGGCCAGUAACCAAAAGGUCACUGGUUUGAAUCCCUGAGCCAACCAGGUGAAAAAAAUCUGCCAAUGUGACCUUGAGCAGAUCUAUGUCAGGUUGGACUUUUCAUGAAUCCACUGCUCUUUCUCUCACCCACGCCAUGAAUAUUUAUUUUGAGACUGUACAUAUUCCUGUAAGUUCUGCACUUUGGUGGUGGGGGUGUAAGGGAUAGGAUGGGGUAGGGGGUAUUAUUAUGAUCUAUUGUUGAUUGACAGGACCAAUAUUCACAGAAAGAGGCUUUCAUGAAAAAUAGGUAGACCUUUUUGGAAAUUAAAAAUAUAAAUAUUUCAAUGAAUAAAUUAUUAUGGAUAGGAAGCCGUAAUACUGUAGUACAGCAACGUGCUGAGCAAGGCACUUAACCCUAGUUGCUCUGGAUAAGAGCAUCUGCUUAAAUGUUUCACCAAAACAUAUUUUUUUUGAUAGCUGGCUAAACUAACUCACCUAUCUAAAUCGGUAGUAAUUAUGAUCGAAUUACUGACUUUGAUUUUGUUAGUCACACUCACUCAGAUAUCAUAGGAAAUUAGCUGUAAAACUCCAAAUGAUUAUCUCCUCCCCAUGGCAAAAUGAGUAGAAUUUUGUGGGCCCCUCAUGAUGAGUUCAGAUUUUUGGUGGCCCCCACCCCUAUCCAAGAUGUCCAUCCCUGAUCUAAAAAUAUAUGAUAUACUUUUGUUUACAUUCUAGCAUUCAAAGUAAUAGAUAGAUAACCCUAAAACAUGUUACUACAACUCUACUCAUCACUACUGGGACAAUCCAGUUUGCUUUCCCUAAAUACUUUAAACAAUGCCUAAACAUAAAAUAUUGCAGUAUAAAAUACUUGCAUUAUAAUUUGUCAUUUAUAAACAGUUCAAUAUAAACAAAAGCAUGUAUGAUGUGUAACUAUUUGUAUUUUUCAAUCGUUUUUCAUGGUGGCAAAAGCGAUGGACGCAAAUGCCACCGCAAUUCAAGAAUUACCCGUUUACAUGUUUUUCGUCUGCCAUUUCUUAAGAUUCUGAUAUAAUCUAUUUUAAAACAUGACAUUUCACAGAAAAUGUGGAAUAUCAGACACUCCUGCUUAAUUUGACCAAACAUUUGUUAGCAGGAAGAAACUGACCAAAUUAGUCUCUAUUUCUUUUUAUUGGUUGGACUCCUGGGGUUAUGCAAUUGCUGUUGUUUUUUAACCCAAUACUAUACUUACUAAACACAAAACCAUUAGUGUCAGCUAAAAAGCUAUCCAAGUCUAAUGUUUGAGUAAAUUGCUUCGACCUUGUGCUUCUUUCUGCUCAGCACUUCAACAGUGUGUUAUAGGCAGAGACCAAAUUUUGGACCAAACACUGUUCCAUUCUCCAGCCAAGACUAUCAAGGGAUUAAAAAAGAAACAUGUACAUAGAGCAAGUUUGGUUUGGAAUGACUCAGAAAAAGAGAUUCAUUAGCUGUUGAUAAUUGCAGCGAGAAAAGAAAAUGGAGACAGUAUAGGGGUAUUCCAUUGUGUUGCUUCGAAAUGGCAGUACAUAUUCUCUCUUCAGUGGGAGUUACAUUACUUUUACAACAGCUUUACAUCAGAUGAGAAACUGAUCCAACAGAAACUGGACUGGAAGGGUCUUUAAAAUGUGACUAUGUGACAUGGCCACACUGUAUUUUUCUUGUCCUCUAGAGAUGAGUCAUUAGUAUACUCACUAGCACUCACCUGGCUCUAUCAUGUGCUUUUGUUGGAUACCACACGUAUUCAGUGCAUUCAUAUGGUAUGAAUACAUGUAAAGGACUUUUAGAUCUCACAGAUCUAUGUCAGGUUUGGACUUUUCAUGAAUCCACUGCUCUUUCUCUCACCCACGCCAUGAAACAUAUUUAUUUUGAGACUGUACAUAUUCCUGUAAGUUCUGCACUUUGGUGGUGGGGGUGUAAGGGAUGGGAUGGGGUAGGGGGUAUUAUUAUGAUCUAUUGUUGAUUGACAGGACCAAUAUUCACAGAAAGAGGCUUUCAUCAAAAAUAGGUAGACCUUUUUGGAAAUGAAAAAUAUUAAUAAAUAUGAAUCAAUAAAAUAUGAAUAAAUGAUUAUGGAUAGGAAGCCAUUAUACUGUAGUACAGCAACGUGCUGACAGAUUACUCAACUCUGAAGCCAAAGAAUCCUCUAUUUGAAUGAAAACGUGUUCUAUUUAAAGGUCCAAUGGAGCCAUUUGUAUAUCAAUAUCAAAUCCUUUCUGGGUAACAAUUAAGUAUCUUACUGUGAUUGUUUUCAAUUAAAAUUGUAAAAAAUAAACAAAAAUAGCUUCUUAGCAAAGAGCAAUAUUUCAAGCAAUAAUUUAGCUUGGACUGUCCUGGAGUUGUGGGGCCUAAUUGGAGGAGCCUAAUAGGAGGGAUAUGUAACCUGAAAACUAGCUGUUAUUGGAAGAGAGGUUUACAACUCUUUGUUAUUGGUCUAAUAACUUAUAACACCUGGUAAUGUUGCCAGGCAGACCAAAACUCCAUCCCACUAAAACAGGCAGAAAUUUCAGGUGGUCUUUUCAAACAGCUCUUACACUAAAUGUGCAUUAUGAUAAUUUUCACAAUUUCACAGUAUUAUUCCAACCUCAUAGUGUGGAAAUAUAAAUAUAAAACACAGAAAAUCACAUUUUUGACUGCACUGGGCCUUUAACAUAUUUUUCACUAUAUUCACAUUCUUUGUGGCUUUACAUGGCUUCUUUGUCUUUUCUUAGCUAUAGAGUUUGAAUCCAGAAAUGUCUACCUGUCUCGUUUCUGGAAUAUUAUUUGUAAUAAAACAAAAGUCACUCAAACAAAACAAUGUAACGCUUGGUACCAUAUUCCUUCUAGAGUAUGUCUGUGACCUGAUUCAAGAGUGACAUGAGUAAAUUAACAUUUUAAAAGGGAGUUACGGGUGAAUAACAAACCCAUUUCAUUCAGUAACUAUACAAUUAUUUUGUUCCCAAAACUAUUCAUUGGUGUCAGCCAUCUUGGCCUUUUAGAGAGGCCUUUCCACUCCCUACUGCGUCUAACCAGUCAGCCAAUCAGAGUGGCUUAUAUGCAAGCCACAAUGGUUGGCUUCAGCAGGAAAUUCCACUGUAGCUUAGUGCAGGUCACAACCCUUCGCAGAAGGAAUACUGUGCAUUUAGCGGUUCUUUGUCUUGCUGUUUUUUGGGCUUGUGUGUUUGUCAUUGAGCUACGUUGACUCUAUCUGUGUUUUUUCUUUGUACUUGUAGAUGUGUUUGUGUUAGUUUAAAUUGAUAUGGUUGUUUGUAAUAAAUAUUAUUUUAUUAUUA